This is a messenger RNA of Ambispora gerdemannii, 1709 nucleotides long. The record is from the annotation of a GenBank genome assembly. NCBI's taxonomy places the organism in Eukaryota, Fungi, Glomeromycota, Glomeromycetes, Archaeosporales, Ambisporaceae.
GUUUCGCCUACAAGUCCUUGUUGUGUGCACCUAGUGCGCAUUUCGAACUAAAAAAACAAGUUUUUUCUACACAGCUAUUUCGGAGUCGUUUAAGGGUGCAAAAUUUUGUUUGCUUUUCGCGUAUACCAAAAACAUUAACCUUAAAUAAUAAGAAUAAUUUCAAGUAUCAAAUCACAAAAAUAUUUGAUAAACAAACGAGGAGUGCUUCAGAGACGAUCGAUCGAUUAUUAUCAUCAUCGCGAUCACAUCGUUACUUUACCGCGCCUUCUGAUUCUUCCUCCUCCGAAAAUAAUUCUAAAAAGUUAUUGGACAUUACAUUUGACAAGGAUAAACCUAUACUUACCGAACUACACUACGGCCGAACACGCGUCUACACUGCGCUUCCUCCUGCUUCUACGCAUUCACCGACAAGCUCAAAGACCUCGCCUGCUGCAUCCUCGUCGCCUCUGUACUGGCAAUGGCAACCGCGGACGACAGAAGCCGGCAUUCCGGAAGUCCGUGGACCAGUAUCAAGCUUUGUGGGAAGCAUUAAACAAAAUUUGAGUGCCAUGUUUCUACCGGUUGGUUAUCCAGAGUCUGUCCAUGAGUGCUACGCAAAAUUUCACAUUUGGCUCGCAUUGGAAACUUUUCUCGGAUCAUCGACAGGAGUUUUGUGCAGUCAAGCGAUGUUGUCAUCUCUUGGAUUGGGUCAUGCUGAAGCAGCAGCUGGUGCAGUGGCUAUUCAAUGGGUUCUUAAGGACGGAUUCGGUGAAAUAGGAAAACUAUUUUUCAUCAAAGGAUUCGCUUAUUCAUUUGACUCGCAUCCCAAAACAUGGAAAAUGGCAUCCGGAUAUUUUCUUCAGUUGUGUACGUGUAUCGCGAAGCCUGGAUAUUUCUUGCCGUUAGCUUCGCUAGGUAAUGCAUUUGAAAGUAUUCAAUAUAGUAUUUUUGGAGCUACGCAUAUGGCAUUUAUUAGGAAUUUUGCACUCUCUGGCAAUGUUGGCGACAUUGUAGCAAAGGACGAUGCGCAAAUGUCUCUGGCACAUUUAUUAGGGAUGUUAUGUGGUGUUGGCUUGAUAACCAUCUCACAUGAUCCACCUUUUCUGUUUUCGUGUUUUGCUUUAUUGGCUCCUCUGAAUAUGGGUGCGACUUUAGCACUUUUGAAUGCGGCACAGUUCGAAAUACUGAAUCAGGCAAAACUAUCAUUAAUCACUCGUCAAUAUAUUGAUUGUGGCGAAGUGCCAACAAUGGAAGAACUUAAAGACAGAGAAAUUGGGUUUGGGGAAUGGAUAAGACCGAAAAAGAGUCCUAUUGGUGUGAAGAUAAGGAUGGGUGUUCCGGCUUCUGAUGCCUUUCCUACAAGUGAACACAUUCGAAGGGCAUUGGCCGUUUUAGCGAAUGAAAAUUACCUAUUUAGUUACAACCCGUAUAAUAACACAAUUGAUACGCUUUAUCAUUCAGACGCUGAAUCUAAUGAUGUUAUCAAAUCUAUACUUCAUUCAUUGAAGUUUCACGACCUAAUCACCAUAAAUCGACUUCCUGGUUCACGGGAUAUUAGUGAUGAAAUAAUAACUAAAACGAUGCAAGAAAGUCACACAUGGACGAAUCAAAAGUUUGGAAAUUUCGUGGCUGAAUUAGACGAUAAGGAUUGGCAGAGUGAUGUGGUAUUUUGGAAAGACAAGGGAUUCAGGGUAAGAUGGGAACGUAUAAAAGCUACUGAGAAGUUAUAA